This is a messenger RNA of Desarmillaria tabescens, 600 nucleotides long. Its product is annotated as caspase domain-containing protein. The record is from RefSeq and is a predicted model, not a curated record. The coding region runs from base 1 to 600 and encodes 199 amino acids. Lineage: Eukaryota; Fungi; Basidiomycota; Agaricomycetes; Agaricales; Physalacriaceae. Gene Ontology annotation, molecular function: cysteine-type endopeptidase activity. The transcript is spliced from 6 exons. Gene Ontology annotation, biological process: proteolysis.
AUGCGAUACGCUUCAACGGUGGGGACCUACCCUCCGGAGGGAGUCCCCGAACAGACUGGGCGCAAGAAGGCACUUUGUAUUGGUAUUAACUAUUUGGAGCGUUCCCAAGCACACGCGCAGCUAUCGGGCUGUAUCAAAGAUGCCCUACGGAUCAAUGGCUUCUUAUUAAACCACUGGCGUUCCGGUGGACGGGGUGCCAUAGAGAUCAAGAUUCUUAAAGAUGAUAGUAAGAAGGCCGACCAAAUUCCUACCAGAAAUAAUAUCGUCAAGGCUAUGCGUUGGCUUGUCAAAGAUGCACUCCCAGGAGAUUCGUUGUUCUUUCACUAUUCUGGCCACGGUGGUCAGAUACCAGACACGAACGGUGACGAGGACGAUGGAUAUGAUGAAGUCAUCUACCCUGUUGAUCCUGGCAGCCAUAUUCUUGAUGACGAUAUGCAUGACCUAAUGGUCAAGCCCCUUCCUCCGGGCUGCCGGCUUACAGUGCGUCGCACAAGCGUCUAUACCUUGGGUAUGCACCUGACUAGUACACUAUUUUAUCAGGCGAUUUUUGACGCAAGUUUCGAAUACACACUAAAUUUCCGUUUCGCGCUAACUGCCUGA